CAGUUCAAGGAAGGCAGUUCCGAUCAGCGUCAGCUCUCCCUGCAUGUUCGGCCCGUACCAUGGUGUUUCCGGCUCGGAGCAAACGGGGGGAAAAGGCACGUGCCGAACCGGCGAUUUUCAGUGGAUUGGUCUCUCAGAGAAGUCUGAAAACUGUGAUGGAGAAGGCAAAAAUUCACGUGUUCCUAGGCGCCCCGACUCUGCCUCUCGCAGUUUCGACAGGUCCCGAUCCGGACCGCGGCACGUGGGAGACCGCGGAGCUCUGCUUGCUGGGGAGGAGGCUGCAGCCCAAAGCAAGCGAACGUGGUCCUCGGGAAGGUGAUACUGGGCCUGGCGAUGCCAUCUUGGCGAACGAGGUCGGAAGAGAUUGUUUCGCACUCGCUAACGAAGGUUUCUUUAGGCUGAACAUCGAUCCCAGCGCCGUACCUCAACAAUGCCCCUCGUCUCCACGAGCAAAAGGGGACGUUGUGCAGACGGACGCUGUUUCGGAUGCGAGGGAAGCUUCACGAGAAAAGCACCCUGUCCUCAAUGAGGAGGACUCGUGUCCCAUUGCAGUACAGGAGUACCUGGAUAGCUCUUUUACCGAUCCUGAAUCGGGUCCAGAGCCAGCAGGGGCCUCGCCAAGUCCAUCGGUGUCUCUUGAGACAGAGUACCUGAGCUUGUGGACCAUGAGCCAGACGCUGGUGCUCAAGGGGAUGCUGAGGACGCACAAGGACCCCGAGCAACUCGGAACGCUGUGCACACCAGCCAGCCUUCCACUAACCCAACUGGAGAGCUCUCCCGAGCUGUACAGCCCUGGAAGCGAUCUCAUGGAGAGGGGGGGACCGGCGAACGGAGGGGCCUCCCAGGUGUUCCUGGACGCGCUGCGUGAGAGACAGGAGGAGGGCGGCGUGCAAUUGGAAGCCACGCCAGAAGGGCUCCUUUGCUCUCAGUACUCCCCCUUGGGGAAGAGAGAAGGGGUACCGGGCGAACUAGGAUUUACGAGGUCCGCUGACACGGGCACGACGGCGGCCUCCUCUCUUCAGACGUCCCCAGCGGCCCCGGUCUCCAAGAAGACCAGAGUGUCUCCAUCUGCGGUAAGGACUCAGGAGCCACGUGAUCGGACCAGGAGGAUUCCGGGACCGGUCCAGCUCCCCCCCACCACCCUUCUCGCCCGUUGUGUAACAAGGGGGGUGCCGUACAACAUCUUGGUUGCUGUGGUAUACCCCUGUCACCUGAAGGAGAUCAAACUGAAGUCAGGGGCCUGGGCAGGUUCCACCGUCCCCUUGGCAACCGUUGUGGUCACUGACCAGUCAGGCGUGGAGAGGAAGGUUGUGUUGUGGAGGACUGCGGCAUUCUGGGCCUUGACAGUGUACCCAGGAGAGGUGCUGCUCAUAACAGGUGUGAUGGCGAAAGAAGAUAGCUGGAGGAGGGAGUCGGUCCUGCAAUCCACCAGCUCCAGCACACUGCUGAACCUGGGCCAAGUCACUGGUGGAAAAUUUCCACGAGCCCCACACACCGUGAAUGGCCGCACCCUGGACUUACUGUGUGCUCAUCUGAAAGAGAAACACCCCUUCCUGCUAACCCUCCCCGCACGCGCCCCUCAGGACCUUAAUGCCAUCCCCCAUGUCCGUCUGGGAGCCCUGAAGCCUGAAACUCUGGUCCACAUUGUGGUGAGGGUCAGCCACGCGUCGACAUUCACAGCCUGGCGUGGAGAGGUGAGCGGCUCUUCCAAGACAGGGGGAGUGCAGAAGGCCAUGCUUACCGUGGUGCAAGGUGAUAGCCAACAAGGGGAAGUGGUGCUGUGGGGAGCGGCCAUGGCGUGGCUACCCCAGAUCCAGAGGAAUAGAGAUGCUGUGUGGGAAUUUAAGGUGCUCCUUGUAAAGGAGGACCUUGCAUCAGGAAGACUGGAACUGCAUUCCACCCCAUGGGGGUCAUGUGAGCCCCUCCUGCCCGGCGAUGACAAAGCGCGACAGUUCUGCAAACGGACUCAUCCCGAGAGAGACACCGUCAGCUUUGAAAUAGACCUGCAAACCCUUCUGUCGCAGAAAUACACAGGUGAUGUGCAGCUGAAGUGUCAGAUCACAGGUUUCCAGUUCCAGAGCAACCCCUCCCAAGAUGUCUCGCCACUAAUAAAUAGUGACACACCCUUGGAAGGGAUUCUGGAUGUGGUGUCUGGUGACAUCACUUUUGCUGGCUGUGGGAGGUGUGUCUCCAAGUUAUCCACGGACGCCAAUGGAAUUUACCGGCCCUGCUACCCCUGCCUGCCGUACACUGGUGUUCGCCGCUACUACAGACCUGCUCUGCUCAUGGUGAAGGAGGGGAUCAGCAAGGUCUGCAUCCAGGUACCACCCAUCCUCGUGCAGAAGAUCCUGCAGAACAUUCCUCCUGAGAAACUGAGCAAGUCUGUGGCGCCCUCCUCAGACAGACGGUUUGUUCACGUGGUAGCCGACGCACUUCAUUGCCUACUUUCUGUCCAGAGCACCGUCACCCUGACUGUGCACAGCCACUUUCUGUGUGAUGAGAACAGUGUCCCCAUCGUUCAAGACUUCCUCCUACUGGACAUUGACACCCAGGUGUGAUACUGCACUGACUGACUGAUCUUGUAGCUACACCUCUGUUGGCAGUCCUAGUAUAAAUUAUGGCGUGAACAGCUUUGCUCAGGUCAAAACACAUCUAUGUACAAUACUCAGAGGUUGGUUGUGUAGCACCACCCUCUGUUAACUUGACUAUAAGGGUGGUGCCCUGGGUUGUGUUCUAAAGACUAAAAUAUUCUAAUAUGAAAUGCAAGUACAUUUAUAAUACAAUAAACAUCCAAUUUAUUAA
Molecule: messenger RNA, 2802 nt
Organism: Scleropages formosus (Asian bonytongue)
Lineage: Eukaryota; Metazoa; Chordata; Actinopteri; Osteoglossiformes; Osteoglossidae
Gene: shld2
Product: shieldin complex subunit 2
Exons: 9
Coding region: 60-2558 (832 amino acids)
Biological process (GO): regulation of double-strand break repair via homologous recombination
Cellular component (GO): nucleus; site of double-strand break
Source: RefSeq, a predicted model, not a curated record